Messenger RNA from Armigeres subalbatus, 1814 nucleotides. RefSeq names its product protein C12orf4 homolog. Gene Ontology annotation, cellular component: cytoplasm. The record is from RefSeq and is a predicted model, not a curated record. The transcript is spliced from 3 exons. The coding region runs from base 117 to 1694 and encodes 525 amino acids. Lineage: Eukaryota; Metazoa; Arthropoda; Insecta; Diptera; Culicidae.
AUCGGAUGCGACGAUGCGCGAAAGUGCGAAAGUGUCAGAAACGAAGAGCCAAAAAAAUGAUUUUAUAUUUUUGUGAGGGAGGAAACUUUAUUUCGCGCAGUGAAAAUUGAAAAUAAAUGGAUCUAAAGCCGAGUAAGAUUGUGGACUUCCACUACGAGUACACCAACUAUGACGACAAGCCGGCCAAACUUGUCUACCCGUUGGAAAUUCCUUUCCGGUGCAGCCCGGAUGAGUUGGCUCACCGGAUUGUGGGAGAGCGGAUGGAUUCGAUCAUGAAGUUCCUGCAGGCAGAUAAGGAUUUGAAGGUUGUGCUGCGGCGCUUUAUCGAAAAGGAAAAUCAGAACUUCUACGACGAACGGGAUGAGCUGCUGUUGGAGAAGCUGAGAACGGGCCACGUCGAUGUCGACGCUUUGGCGUUGGAUUUGGAGAAAUCCUACAAGGACGAGAUACUGGAAUAUGCCGAUCGGGUGGGGCCAACCGAUGAGGAUAUUUUCGCCCAGAGUUACCAUCAGCUGGUGCAUUCGUCGGUGUUGUCGGAAAUAUUGGGCAAAGAGCGGGACUACGCCAAGACCAUUACGAACCUAACGGCCCAGAUGACCCAGCAGAUCAACACUAUGAACUUGCUGCACAAGGAGGAGAUUGAUUCCAAGAUGAAGCUGUUGGACAUUUCGGUUACAUCGGAGAACAUAAAUCACAUCCUCGCGAAGCAGUAUAAUAUGCAAAAUAUGAUUCGUAAGCAGUGCGAAUCGGAACUGGAAUCAACCAGAGGACAUCAGAAAUAUGAGUACCGUGAUUGGAUUACGACCCACAUUGAUGCCAGUUUCCUGGCUGAAUCGGACAGCCCAACACAGAUCGGGAACCGGUGGUCAAUGAUUUCGACGCAGGGUCCCUCGAUGGAGGAAAGCUUCACCAUCCAUUUGGGCUCACAACUGAAGCACAUGCAUAACAUUCGAAUUCUCAGCACAAGGAUCUCCGAUCUGUGCAGCCCAUUGUAUAGCGAUACCAGUUUCGGAGGACCGAAUGUUGCCUUGGGUCUGUACUCUAGUUCCCUUUGCGGUAUCGUGGUGUUGACGUCUUCGGGGACCGUCUCGCCAGAUUCUGAAAUUCGUCGCAAUGCCAACAUGUCCACCGAGUUUCACUUCGAUCAAGUCGAUCACCAGAUCGAAAAGAUUCAAAACGACCUGCGGAGACUGCGCGACAGUCCGGAAGGGUCCCUAGCCGGUGAUCUGGGGAUCGAGGGGGGGCGAUCGGAUCGGAGCUCUUCGCGGUUGAAACCGGGUGACGUCUACAUCACCCGUCACUCGAAUCUGUCCCAUUCGCACGUGAUCUUCCAUCUGAUCUCGGAUGAAACGUUCCAGAGUCCGAGCGAGAUCAACUCGCGGCAUCCGGUGAUUUUGGGGUUGCGGAAUAUAUUGAAAAUUUCUAGCCGACACGACGUGACGACGCUGACCAUUCCAGCACUGUUGAGGCACGACAUGUCCGAGGAUAUGACCGUUAGCUGGUGCAUUCGUCGAGCCGAACUGGUCUUCAAAUGCGCCAAAGGAUUCAUGAUCGAAUCGGCCAGCUGGGGCGGGGCGGAAUUGAACACGUUGCAGCUGCUUCUGCCGUACGACAUCUCAGAGGAACUGUUCCGCACGUUGGCCGAUAUGGUGCCGCACGUUUUCCGGGUGGCGAAUCCGAAAAUAUUACAAUAGGCAUUUGAUAAAGUAUCGAAAUAUUUUUAUGUGAUAUGUGUUUAUGAUGUCUAUCGAGUACUGAUUAUGUAUAUUAUUUAACCUUGUGCUGUAAAAAUAUAUCAAUUAUAGGAUUCUUUA